UUCUACAAUCUAAGCAAUGUUCAGUUACAAGAUGGAAGGAUUUUCAGCUCCUCUGCUAAUGCUGAUGCUAACAGGUCAUUUUACACUCAGUAAGGCUUACACACCUCCGAUAUCGGAACCUUUUUUUCUUGCAAGGCCAAGCAAUGCAAGGAGUCCAGAAGAAGUGCAGGUAGAGAAAGGAAUGUCCCUAAAAAUAACAACUUUCUGUGAGCAUAAAUAUUUCCAAGGAGAUAAGAUCUGGUGCAGAGAAAAACACCUGAAAGAAUGUGACCUGAAAGGACCACUAAGCCACUCCAGAUCAGGAUGGAGGUACCUAACUGCUCAGCCAAACCAAAAAAUCUUGCUACAGCAUUCAACAAAUGGCUGCGUUUCUUUGCUCAUGACAAAUCUCCAAGUUGAGGAUUCAGGGAUAUACUGGUUCGGGCUUCUUGAAGGUCUGGAGAUUGUCUCUUCAAACAAAAUCAAAGUGGUGGUCCAUGAAGGUCAUAUUGUACCAAGCAGGACUGUCUCACCUCCAACAUCUAGCAUUCCUUACUUCAAAUCUAGCAAGCAAGAAAAUAUUGAAGAAGUAAUGAAGGUGGAAGGAGAGUCCCUCAGCAUAGAGGGCUUCUGUUCCCAACAAUAUAUACAAGCAAAGAAAGUCUGGUGCAAAAGCGAACUGCUCAAAGAAUGCAACCUAGAAGAUAAUCUAAGUUUCUCAGGACCACAAUGGAGGUUACUAACUACUGAAUCAAACCAAAGAGUCAUACUAAAGAAUUCAGAAAAUGGCUGUAUUUAUUUCUUCAUGCCAGCACUUCAAGUAGAAGAUUCCGGGAUAUACUGGUUCGGUAUUCUUGAUGGCCUGCAUAUUACCCAUUUAAGAAAAAUCAAAGUAAUCGUUCAAAAUGGUCAGCAAAAUAACAGCAUUGUGACAGCCACCUGUGAAAAUGAACAAAGAGUUUACCAUGUUGUCUUGGUUCUGGGUUCCAUUAUGGUUGGCAUAACAAUUAUUGCAGCCCUCGCUUGCAUUGCUGCAAUGAUUAUCAAGAGGAAAACUAGAGCAACAGCUGACCUUAAUUUCGGUGAUAACCCAAACUGUAAAGUAAUAACACUACAGAUAAAUGAAAGCAAAGCUGCCAACAAACCUGUGGACACAGAAAUGAAACCAGUAUAUGCCAUACUGAAGAAGCCUCAGUCAAGUAUGGAAGAUGUUACAUAUGUCAACAUGAGGUUUCCACUAAGGUCAAAUAUCAAGCAUUGUAAUAAGCCACCUGAUGCAUUCUCCCCUUCAGUGUCUGUGAAAUAUGCAAAUAUCAGCUUUGAACCAAGUGUUCCACAUGUUCAGGAUUAAAGACAAACUAGCCUUACUUGGAUGAAUUCCAGGAUUCUGCUUCUGAAUGGAAAAACAAACUUAUAAAAAGGCAAGACUUACCUUUCAAUUCUAAGGCAAAUAAAUAUACCAGGUAUUGCAUUAACUUCCAGCACUGUCAGUCUAAUUUUGAUAUUAUUAGCAAGCUAUCCUAAAAGACUGCAACUCUCAUGUGGUCCUCUGUGAGAACAGCCAUGAUCCAACAACUGCAUGGAGAAACAUCUGUUUGAACCAGGCUCUGCACAGCAAGACAGUGAUUGAUCAGACUGAACAUCACAGGUAUAUUAAACAAAUUGAUAUGCUUUUUCUUCUUUAAGACUCCAAGUUUGAAGCUCCUUCAUGCUAUGGAAGUUUUAAAUUUUUCAACAUAAAUGUAGCUGUAGUAUGUAUGUAUGAAUGUAAAGCUCUUAGUAUACAGAAAUAAUUUGUUCAUGUAAUUAUCCAGCAGGGAACUGGUUUCCUUGGAUGAGCACAGUUCAUGGAAAAUCCUAAGCUAAUGCAUUAACAUAGCAUUUAAUCAGUAUAUAUUUAAUGUCAAACAAAUAACAACCUUAGCAUGGUAGGAACAGUCGGGCUUUUGUAUACCUCACCCAAGCAUUUUGCUGUUAAGGUCAGGUCCCACCAAAAUUGUACCAUUAUCUGCAUCA
Varanus komodoensis (Komodo dragon) is the source of this 1995-nucleotide messenger RNA. RefSeq lists its product as uncharacterized. Gene Ontology annotation, molecular function: signaling receptor activity. NCBI's taxonomy places the organism in Eukaryota, Metazoa, Chordata, Lepidosauria, Squamata, Varanidae. Gene Ontology annotation, cellular component: cell surface. The record is from RefSeq and is a predicted model, not a curated record. The transcript is spliced from 7 exons. Bases 17 to 1330 code for a protein of 437 amino acids.